AUGAACGACAAAAUCGUCAUCCGCGAGCCCCUGUUCGUGGCGCCAAACGAGUGCAAGGGUGGCGCAGCCCAGCACGAGCAGGACAAGUUUUUUGGAAGGGAAAGGAAAGAGAGGGCAAAUCUUAUCAUCAACCAUAUAGGCACAAAUGGGUCAUACAAAAAGUGUGAAAAGUGGGAACAAGAUGAAGGAAAGGAACAGGAAAAUGGUGACCCCCCGCUGCAGUUAAACGAAAGAGAAGACAUGAGCUGUUUUGUGAAAUACAAAGAAGAUAUACACAAUUUGAGUCAUGAAAAAAAUGUUUUUAUUUCGUGUAGAAAAGGAGAAAUAAACACAAAGUACAAUAUAAUGGACAAUAUACAUGACAUUCAUUACACGAACAAAAGUGCAAACAACUUGAACGACUAUUUGAGACACGUGAAGAUUAAUCACACUGCUCCUUGUGUGGGUGAAUUCAGGACAUGCAUGAAUUGUUUCCUUAACAUUUCAACACUGUUUUGCAAAACGUGUAACAUAUUUCUGUGUGCAGUGUGCAGUAUUAAAUUGCACAAGAAUAAUCAGGACCAUAUUGUUAAUGUGGCUAGUAGUGGCUUGUUCCAAAAUGAUUACUCCUAUAAUGAAGUGAUCAUGAAAGAAAAGGACAAAUGGCUAGUUGAAAUGGAUAAUAAUAUUCCAGUUAAAAUUAGAGAGAAAUGUUCUGUGCACACAAAUGAGUAUGUCAAAUAUGCUUGCAAAACAUGUCACUACACUUUACUAUGUACGGACUGCUUGCUGAAUGACCCUCUGCAUGUGCAGAAUGAGGUAGAUGGGGAGAACGUAAUGGAGAAGCGGCAAGAUGGGUCCCACUGCAGUGGCGGACACUCCCCAACAACCCAAACCAUCGUCAGUAUAAACAAAAAUGUGGAGACCGCCACCCAUGAAAACGAUCUGAUGCAGCUCAAACCGGGAUUCAAACUACUCCGUGGGAGUCACGAAAUAUAUACCCUAGUAGAUGCAAAGAAUGAAAUAAAGCAAGAAUUGAAUGAGAAGCUAGAAGUCUUGUGUAAGAAAUCGCUAAUCCUGAAAAACACAAUCCCAUCCCUCAGGAACAUUUACAAGUAUGGAAAAAUCACGAACAAAAAUGUGAAGAGGUCCAUAAGAGCUUCCUUCACCAUUACAAAUAUAUUCUUAGAAAAAAAAAAAAAAAAAUUACAUGAAGAGUUAAAAAUGGUACAGGACAAAAGCACCCAGUUUCUAAAAAAAAUGGACGACCAGAGAAUAAAUUAUCACAGCUAUUUAGAGAAGAAGAAAAAUGAACUUCAACACAUGGUUAAAUUGAGUGGUCGCAAUGCAGGACUGUCUCUAGACUACUAUGUGGACAAAUUAGAAUCAUACAAGUGUUUAUUUUUUUCAAAAGACAAUUUAAUAGACAUGGAAAAGAAGCUAGAAAUUCCUCACUCCAAAAUGAAGUCGGAGCAUUUACCUUCUUUAGUGGAAACGAUGAAAGAAGAAGUUUUAGAAGCGAAAAAAAAGGUCAGUGAUACCUCUGCACUUAUUAAGAAGGAAUUUGAAAAGCUGUUCAAUUGCAGUAGCCAAAUUUCUGUCUACCCUGCUCAUUUUAAACACAUCCUCCAGAAAAGGAUAUACAAUAAGGAGAGGGUGGAGCCUGUGGAUGGAGACGCGAGGAGGCAGCAGCGAUAUUUUCACGUUCUCCCGUUCACCGACUUGUACAUGAAUAUGGAGGUAACUUAUGAGCAGCAGUUUUGGCGGAAGGACUCCUUACAUGAGAAGUGGGAGGUCAGGACAGUUUCUCUGCGGUCCAUUUAUCUGUGUGUGCACACUCACGCAGAUACGGUGGGGAGUGGAGUGGGAAAAAAUUGCAUGGGUCCCUUUUCUGCGGAUGGAAGCCACCGUAAAAUCGCUUUACCUUCCCAGUUGCCUGUGCGGGAGGAUUCCCCCCAAAGUGGGUCUAGCCACAACAACCACUUCAUCCCCCCAAACGAGCUAAACAAUUUCAGCAACGACAUCGAAUCUGUGGUGAGUAUCAGCAACGUCAGCGUGAAGCUCUUCUCCGACCCUGACAUUACGAACAUAACAAUAUUGGAAAAAAGGAACCACCCUUAUGGGGUAGAAAUUACAGAGUACAAUGAGAAAAGGGAGUUGUGUGGGUACUGGCUGUUGACAGCCAAGAAGGAGAGCGACGUUAAUGCCCUGUUCAAGACGUUGGUGAAUAUUAAGAAGGAGAACAAAGGGUCUGCACUCAUCCCUUCCUUCCAUCCAAAGAUAAAUAUGAAAAGCCCGAUGUUUCAUUUGCACCAGAAGAAUAUCAACUCGGUUUACAAACACUUGGCCGCGAACCUGCUCGAACGGCCAGUUGUGCUGUCCGAGAAGCAGACUAAGGAGAAUCGCUUGAGCGGGGAUGGGUUAAGCAGGCAGCAGGACAGCCUCCAAACGGUGCAAAGCAGCGACACCAGUAAUUACAAUUACGACCGGUUCAUGAGGGACUCCAGUCUGCUAUACUACUACGAUGGGAUGGACGACCCGGAGUAUAACCAACAUGUGAACAAGUAUCAAAUUGAAGACUUUGUUCCUGGUCAGAUAAACUGUUCAGAUUAUAAUGACGAGAUGGCACUAGCUGAGUGCAACCAGAACAUGUGCGCUGAGUCCAGUAGUAUAGAAUCGAUCAACCCGUUUUGCCUUCCCACGAGUGCGCUGGGGGAGGAUGCAAUAGGGGGGGGACACUCUCAGACGGGGCCGCCGGAAACGAGUCCGCCGCAGACGAAGUCGCACCGAACUGACACCUCCCAUGGGAAGGUGUUUGCACAGGAAGGAGUGAGCGGAGCUAGACUACACACCUUGGCAGGGGUCCAUUCAAAAAAAAGAAACACAAAUCCCCCAGAUGUAAAUAUCGAUACUGUGAAGCCUAAUGUAGUGCAUGAGGAGCAACACUUUAUGCUACUGAAUGUGGGUUCUAAUUUUUCUCAUGGGGACUACACCACAGGGAUGUACAGUAACGGGAUGCAGGUCAUGAAGGGGGUGAAUGUAGGUGGAGGUGUCCAUACGGGUUGUUACGCGAAUGGGGAUGCACAAGUAAAUGCGGUAGGGGGAAGUUCUUUCAUUGGUGGCAUUCCAGUUAGUGCUCCACGUGGUGAAGAAGGAACCAACGUUGGAGAGCACGCGAAUGAGCACUUGGGGGAAAAGCCCAACGGUGAUCAUAGCGCGCACGUUUCUCAUUUCACCACUGUGAGGAAUUCUUGUGACAAACUUGGAGUGAAGAAUGGUAUUAUGUUAAGCAGUGUCCCUGUGGAAAGUCCGCCCAAGAUGGAAGGGGGCAUGGUGGAUGCAUGUGGUGGGACCGGCAAAGGAGAACCUUACACGGAGGAAGUAGCUACCAGAGUGGGUGGGCAGGUCCUCCUCCAUUCGACCGCUACGUCCGUGUCGAGCAGGAAGACAAACACAGAUGUGGAGGUAUUGGAAGAUGGACUCUGUAUGCAUUUGAUUCAUGGCAAGGGGGAAGGAGACCUCACAGGGGGAGAUACAAAAGUGAAUGAUCUGCAGGAGACAUUAGCCCACACGGGAGAGUUACUACUGAACAAUGAUGAAGUUACAAAAUUUCUGCGUCGACUGGAUUGGGCAAACAAGACGAGUGGUGAUGCGAACCAAGUGGGUGGUGCUGAGCCGGCUACUCGACCAAACAGCUACUCUGAGGGGAAGCGGUUGACCGAGGAGAGCAGUUCCCCCACGGUAGAAACGAAAGCAAAUAACACUGCUGAAUGUCUGAACCAACGGGGGAAUAGAACCCGUAAUGCAGAUCCAGAGGGAGAACGUGCCAGUGGGAAGAAUGAGAUGGAGCUGGUUAGCGAUGUGAAGGGGGAAAAGCUAGUAGAGGUGAACCCACGUUGCGUUCAGAAUAAAGGGGAAAGUGCCACAACAAAUGGUGAGAAGGGAGGUUUGAAUGAAGCUCAGUGGACUACCCCGGGGGCGGCCUUAACCCGUGGUGACGACAAUGGGGGAGAAGAAGAACGUACCAACAGAGUACACACAGGUGAGCAGAGCCAGAAAGAGACCCACUUGCAGACGCAAGGAAAAAACUGCGUAGGAAGUUCCCUAAUGGAGGACCACCUUCCUCGGGAAGAAGAGAAAGGAAGGGAGGUCUCCCCAACCAGGAUGGACAACCUUAGUGUGAUUUUUAAAUCAACACGUGUUCACGUGGAUGGGUGCGCGACAAUUGUACACGGAACAGAAAAGGCACAAGCGAGAAUGAGAAGUGCAGUGGGAAGGCUCAGGUUGCAACAGGAGGAGAGGCACAAAACCCCUCCUCCCCCCAGGAGGAAGAAUAAUAAAGACAGUGCAGGUACUUCUGCGGUUUCCACUUCCAAGCCCAUGGCUCGCUUGAAGACACUUGACGCGGAACUCGAACCAGCGGGGGACGUCCCGGCAAGUGUAAUCAGUCGAGUGAUGAGUCAGAUAGGAAGUAAAAGGGUGGGGUCCUAA
Messenger RNA from Plasmodium fragile, 4470 nucleotides. RefSeq lists its product as uncharacterized. Gene Ontology annotation, molecular function: zinc ion binding. Bases 1 to 4470 code for a protein of 1489 amino acids. NCBI's taxonomy places the organism in Eukaryota, Apicomplexa, Aconoidasida, Haemosporida, Plasmodiidae. The transcript has a single exon. The record is from RefSeq and is a predicted model, not a curated record.